GCUCACCAAAAACAAAAUAAUUUUUAAUUUAUUCCCCACCCCAAAAUAAUAUUAAAAACCUAAAAUACAAAAAGAAAAAGAAAAACAAAUUUGCUGGCGACAAGCAAACACAAAACAAAAGCAAGGAACCGUUUCCGCUUCUUCUUCUUCCUCCUCUCUACAGAGUCAAAAACUACCACCAAACAUCACCGAUUUCAAUUGGUCUACGACCGCCCAAAAUCCCCCCUCCCUCCUAAUCUCUCGCCGGGAAAACUUCUCUUUCCUAAACUAUCUAUAUGCUAUUGCCGAUCGAUCGUUGCUUGCUGCUGCUGCUGGCGGGAGACAGACUUGCCUUCUUCCUGGUGACCGGUGGAAAGUAACACUUCCUUCUUCCCCCGAUUAUUAUGAAGAACAACAGCAAAGGAAGCAACAGCAGCAAGAACACUACAAGCACCAGUCAUGGAUUCCUUCCUAACUCUUUGAAAUUCAUUUCGUCUUGUAUCAAAACUGCUUCCUCCGGUGUCCGCUCAGCUAGCACAUCGGUUGCCGCCUCAAUCUCCCGCGACAAUCUAGGCGGGGAUAGGGACCAGGUCCUCUGGGCCUCAUUUGACAAGCUACAACUUAGUCCGUCCUCCUUCCGAAAUGUGCUCUUACUUGGGUACUCCAAUGGCUUCCAAGUGAUUGAUCUUGAAGAUGCCUCUGGUGUGACUGAGCUUGUUUCAAGACGGGAUGAUCUGGUCACAUUUCUACGUAUGCAGCCACUCCCUGCUAAGGCUGAGGGUUGUGAAGGAUAUAGAGCUGCACAUCCUUUGCUCUUAGUAGUUGCUUGCGACGAAACUAAAAGCCCAGCAAUUGUUAUCAAUGGGAGAGAUGAAUUGGGCAGAGAUGGCUUCAAUGAGAAUCAUGCUGGAGGAUUUGCACUUUCUCCAACUGUUGUUCGUUUUUACUCUCUGAAAUCCCACAACUAUGUUCAUGUUCUAAGGUUCCGUUCUCCGGUAUUUAUGGUAAGAUGCAGCCCUCAGAUAGUGGCUGUGGGUCUGGCUACACAGAUAUACUGCUUUGAUGCUCUCACUCUAGAGAACAAGUUCAGCGUGCUCACCUAUCCUGUUCCUCAAUUGGGCAUCCAAGGAGGGAUUGGGGCGAACACUGGAUAUGGGCCAAUGGCAGUGGGUCCAAGGUGGUUAGCUUAUGCUUCUGACAAUCCAUUGCUAUCAAACACUGGGCGCCUAAGUCCACAAAGUCUUACACCUCCCAUGGGUGUAAGUCCAUCAACUUCACCUGGCAGCGGCAAUCUAGUGGCUCGUUAUGCCAUGGAAUCGAGUAAGCAGUUAGCUACUGGAUUGAUGAGUUUAGGUGACAUGGGCUACAAGACUUUGUCUCGAUACUGUCAAGAUUUCAUCGCUGAUGGUUCUGGUUCACCUGUCUCUCCAAAUUCUUGUUGGAAAGUCGGACGAGUUGCAGCUCAUUCUACAGAUGCUGAUACUGCUGGAAUGGUUGUUGUGAAAGAUUUCAUAUCCAGAGCUGUGAUUUCACAAUUUAGAGCUCAUACAAGUCCCAUUUCUGCUCUAUGCUUUGAUCCAAGUGGUACGCUUUUGGUUACUGCAUCAAUUCAUGGGAACAACAUUAAUAUUUUCCGGAUCAUGCCAUCCUCUGUUCACGGUGGUUCUGGUGCAAAGAAUUACAAUUGGAGCUCUUCUCACGUGCACCUUUACAAGCUUCAUCGGGGCAUAACAUCUGCGGUGAUCCAGGAUAUAUGCUUUAGCAGUUAUAGUCAGUGGGUUGCAAUAAUUUCAUCUAGGGGAACCUGCCACAUAUUUGCACUUUCACCAUUUGGUGGUGAGAGUGUUCUCCAAAUGAAGAACUCUGAAGUAGAUGGGCCCAUCCUAUUACCGGUGUUUUCUCUACCAUGGUGGUCCACUCCCUCAUUCCUGGUGAACCAACAAUCCGUUUCUGCAUCCCCACCAUCGUCUGUUACUCUCUCUGUGGUGGCCCGAAUAAAGAAUACCCAUUCUGGCUGGCUUAGCACAGUUAGCAAUGCGGCAUCAUCUGCUGCAGGAAAAGCGUCAAUACCAUCUGGUGCUAUUGCUGCUGUCUUCCACAAUUGUGUGCCGCAAGAUUCCCAACCUUCUCAUUUGAGAAAAGUAGAUGCCAUGGAGCACCUUUUAGCUUAUACGCCAUGUGGACAUGUGGUUCAAUACAAGUUGGUGUCGUCACUUGGUGCAGAACCUAGUGAAGCUACUCAAAGAAUCGGACCGGGUUCCUCACUUCAGACUGCAGAUGAGGAACUACACGUGAAAACUGAAUCUGUUCAAUGGUGGGAUGUUUGUAGAAGAGCAGAUUGGCCGGAAAGAGAGGAGCAUAUCACUGGCCAUACUCACAGCAGAAAAGAAAAUUUAGAUAUGGCAAUGGAUACUUCUGACUGUGAAGAUAAUGAGGCAGGAAAAGUUGGCGCUUCUGAUGUGGACAUAAUGAAAUCACAUGAGCAGUCUCACUUGUAUCUUGCAAAUGCUGAAGUCCAGAUGAGCCCCUGGAGAACACCGCUCUGGCAGAAAUCCAAGGUGUAUUUCUAUGCAAUGAGUGGGAUUGAAGGUGACAAGCAGAAUGUUGCUGAAGAUCACUCCGGUGGAGAGAUUGCUAUAGAAAAGGUUCAAGUCCAAGAAGUUGAAAUCAGGCGGAAGGAUUUGUUACCUGUUUUUGACCACUUUCACAGGGUUGCUGAUUGGAGUGACCGGGAACUGCGAAGGGAAAUAUCUGCUCUGUCUACUGGGUCUGCUGCAGCUUUCCAGCCGAAGAUGUUUCCAUCCAGUUCUGCUGCAAACUCAAAUGGAGGGUCAUCAACAAAAUUGUAUAUAUCUGCUCAACAUAAUCCUGGCAAAUUCGGAGGGAUUUCGGGUUUAGCUUAUCGAAGCCCAAGUAGCAAUAAUUGUGGUUUGCUUUCUUUUAAGCCUACUCCAAUGAGUAUCUCUCCUGCUGAAGAAGAUAGUAAUAACUCUGUGCAUAGUGAUGUAGUAUCUUUAACCCAUGGCUCGCCUUCUCCCGAAAGAAAUAUGGGAAAUGAAGGCCGGUCAACAAAUAGUGUUCUGACCAGUGAAUCUUCAAAUGCAAGCUCCAGACGUUCUGAUUUGAGUGCAAAUAUUAUAGACGAGGGGAUGAUGGUGAAUGAGUCUCCAGAUUUCGAACAGCUUUUCCAGGAGGGCUACUGUAAAGUUGCUGCCCUUUCUGAAUGCUGCGAAUCGGAGAAGAGCAAAGUCGUCAGUCCAUUGGAUAACAAUGCCAGUCCUCAAGGAUUGGAGAAGCCUGAUGAUGACGAUGAUGAUAUGCUCGGAGGUGUCUUUGCUUUCUCAGAGGAAGGUUAACGUUAGCAUCUUCCGGUCGAGCCAUGGCUGGCUGAUGAAAGUCGCAUUCUAUCUAUUUGUGAUAAGUGUCGGCCACCGGAGGAGGGACAUGGAGAAGGGUGUGCAUUAGGGUUGUGUACUAAUUCGUAAGGACACAAGCGAAGAUGGGUUUGCGAACCAGUGUGGCAAUCAAUGGGUACUGACUGAUGUGAAUCCUGGGGGAGAAAGAGAAGAAGAUCAUUGCAUUUGGCAAAAAUCUCUUUCGAUUUGCUUCUUCUUCUAAUUCUAGUUGUACAUGCUGUAAAUUUGGUAAAAUUCACAGGAUAUAGCUUGAUUUGUGUGGGGGGGUAAAAGAAGGUUUACGUUCUUCUGUCUAUGCUGUGUAACAUUAUUCUUCAUUCUUGGCCAAAAGGAAGGGGGGGGGGAAAGGAAAAUGAAGUGGAUGGAAAAUGAUUUGCAAUAAAGAACACCACUACAGUCUACAGCUGAUACUUUCUUCCUGAUCUCUCCAUCAUCAUUCACAUAGCGAUAGCAUGGGGAUAAUAAGGUAAGGAUAGGGUAGGGUAGAACUGAAAUUCACAAGGAAGGAAGCUAUCAAGUGAUGUGGAAUUCCUGGCGUAUACAUGUUUAUGCUCUGCUCCUCCUAAUCAUAAUUCGUAACUAUCGGGAGGGAGGGGAGCCAAAAAGAUUGCAUCUUGACAUGGACUUCAAAUCAAUAAUGGGUUGUCUUGUUUGUUUGUUUGUUGAUAACAUUGAAGACGGAAUACGUGGGGAAUCCAUUGUCCAUACCCCAAACCCAUAAACGGAUCCAAACCAAACCAAAUCAAAUGAUAACGCCACGCCUUCCUCUUUAAUUACAAUUUAAAAGCUAUAAUCCGUCUUGAACACCUUGUUGCCGGAUUCCUCAUCACCACCACCACCAAUCCUUUUCCUUCCUUGCUCCACCAAAUCAUCAUCAUCAUCAUCACUUUCGUCUGCGUCUCCCUCAAAUGCAGGGUGAUUAAGAACACUGUUAAGCAGCUGCGUCCCUCUAAGAGCAUUGGUUAAAGGCAGAUGACCUUCAGGGGUAUCCUCAUUAAGCUCCCAAAUGAACUCCCCUGGAAAGGCUCUGUAAUUGUACUGCUCCACUUCGCUGUCUGGGAGCUUCUUCAUCCACCCAACUUUGAUGAAGAAGUUGGUGAAAUCCAUUUUGGCCUUCUUCUUCCAUAUCUUCUUCUGGACGCUGUACCCGAACCUGCCCUCGCUGUGCUCCUUCCAGAGCUCGUCCACGGCCCUCAGCUCUGGUGUCGGUAUGAAUUGGACCUCCGAGAAGAAGACGUAGCCACGCGCCACCGCGGGCUCUCCGGCCAGGGCGAUCAGGAGCCGGCGGGUCUCGUCGUCGGCCUGGCGGUACUCCCGGGCCUCCAGGUGGCGGCGGAGGAGGUCCAGGGAGGUGGAGGGAGCGGCGGGUUGGGAGGUGGAGGGUGUGGUUGAUGUGAUGGAGGAGAAGGCGGUGGUGGUGGAGAGGGAGAGGGAGAGGGAGAGGGAUGACGUGGCGGCGGUGGGUUUGGGGAAGGAGGUGGAGGAGAAGAGGGGGAUGGCGGUGGCGGUGGAGUCCGUGUGGUGGAGGAGAUUGGUGAGGUGGCGGUGGAGGGAAUGCAGGGAAUUGGUGGCCAUGGUUUCAAUUUCAACUUGGAUCGGAUGGGUUUAAAGUGUUAAGAGUGAGUUUUGUGGUGUGCUAUUGAAGUGGGUGUGUGGGAGAUAAGAUAAGACUUAAGAGAGAGGAAGGGUAUGGGACUGCUGGGAAACGGAAUGGUCACUUUGAUUGGCCAAAUGUGGGUGAGGCUAGAUCCUAUCCUCUCACUCUCUGCUAUGCCAAGUGGAAAGAAUAUUUUGGGGGUGAAAUGGGUAAGGUUUGUUUAAUUUGGUGGCUAGGAUGAAAUUUGCACAUUCUAACAAUAAUUUCUUGGGCUGAAAUGUUAUUUUUCAUUCACAACUCACAACUCACAAGAGAUUAUUUAUUUUGGAGUUGUCAUAUACACAAAAGGUUUUAAUCAUUUUUUGUUGGAGGAUAUAUAAUAAAUAUAACC
Messenger RNA from Linum tenue, 5383 nucleotides. NCBI's taxonomy places the organism in Eukaryota, Viridiplantae, Streptophyta, Magnoliopsida, Malpighiales, Linaceae. The record is from the annotation of a GenBank genome assembly.